AUGGAAAAUGAUUCAGAAAUACAAAUAGCUUUAAAUGACUCAACAAAUACUGGUCCUGCAAGUCUUUUAUCAGGUGAUUCAAGUAUAUUUACAAAUCCAUCAUCAUCAUCAUCUGAUUCCAUAUCUGAAGAACUUUAUACAAAACAAUUAACAGAUCAUGUACAUGAACUUAAAGCAGAAUUACAGACACGUUGUCAUUUAGAUUGGUUAAACGAAUUUGAACCUUCGGAACAUAAUCCUAAAAUAGAACUUAAUCUUUUAUUACACGGUGCUAUACGAGAACGAACAUUAAAACAUUUAGCACUGUCUAAAGGUAUUCAUUUUAGUAAUAAUGAACAAAUUAUUGCUGAGAUUUUUCAACAUGAUCAUUGUCUAUUACAACGAAUAUUUCAAGAACUUAUAAAUGAUCAACGACAACAACGUAUUAUUUAUACGGAAAUUCUUUUUCGACCCGAUAUAUUCAAUUUUGAAAAUAAAAUUUCAAAUAUAAAAUUGAAAGAUGUUAUAGAAGUUAUCGUUGAUUGUAUUCGUUUCUUUACAUCUACUAAUCAUGUUAAUGAUGAAAUAAAUACUUUAACAGAAUCAAAUACAAUCUUAAAUAAAACAACAAUGACAUCUUUUUUACCAUAUAACAUUAAACUUUUACCAAUUCAUAUAAAAAUUAUUCUUAGUUGUAAUUGGAAUAAUGUAAAAAGUUUGAAUCAAUUCAUUUGCUUUGCUCGUAAUUAUCCCAAUGAAAUUAUUGGUAUUGAUUUUUAUGGUGAAGAACAUGAUUGUCGAAAAUAUUGGCAUAAUUUUUAUAAAUAUACAAAAAUUUUACGUUAUUAUCAUAUACAAUAUCAAGCAAGCAUGAAUAAUUAUAAAGAUCUACAAUUAAUUGAGGAUGUUAUUAAAGGUUUAAAUAUCGAAAGAUUAUGUGAAGCAUAUGAAAUAAUUUUAUCAUCAAAACAUAUGGAAAAUAUUUUCAUAAAACAUGGUAUUCAUCUUAUCUUAUGUCCAACAUCGAAUACUUACGCAAUUGCUAAUUCUCAAGUUAAUAAUAUUUUAUCAAAUAUUGGAAAAAAACGAAAAUAUCACUCAACAAGCUCAUUAAAUAGUUUGGAUAACGAAAAAGAUUCUAAUGAGAUAAAAUCAUUUAAUUUAAUGAAUUAUUUACAAUCCGAAUUAAUUAAUUAUUCAAUUACAUCAUUUUCUCCAUUGCAAUACAAACAGAGUUUAUCAUUUAUUUAUAAAAAUCUUCUUGAAAAAAAUAAUUUUUUUUUCACUUGUGAACAUAUGCAAUAUUUAAAUGAAAAUGCCCUUAAAUCAAGUUUUGCUUCACAAAAAUUAAAAACUGAAUUAAUUAAUUAUAUACGUGAAAAUUAUACAAAUUGUUAUCAACAAACAAUUUUUCUUGAACAAUUUCAACAAAUAACAAAUAAAUGGCAACAAGAUAUGAAUAAUAUUAUUGAUAAAAAUGCUCAAAUAGCUUUGGAAUUUGCUAUGAAAAUGCAUCAAGAAAAAAUACAUAAACGUCAAAUUCAUCAACAAGAAAUUCAAACAAAAUUAUUCGAAGAAGAAGAAGAUGAUAUUGAUAAUGAUAACCAACUAGAAUAA
Rotaria sp. Silwood2 is the source of this 1596-nucleotide messenger RNA. Lineage: Eukaryota; Metazoa; Rotifera; Eurotatoria; Philodinida; Philodinidae. The record is from the annotation of a GenBank genome assembly.